CAUGCUAAGCGGGUGCGCCUGCAUGUGCUGAAGCCCUACCAGCUCUUGUCAUAGACACAACACGCCAGACAAAUCAAGUGAAAGAAGGCAAGCAUCCCCGGUGAGAGCAAGCCCUGCUCUGGUUUUUCCAGAUCAGUGGGUCAUCAUGAGAGCGUCCAUGGAUGAUCAGAUAAUACUGAAACUUUCAGUCCCAGACAAACGUAUUAAAAAACCGAAAAACUAUGACCAUUCUGAUAUUCUGUACCACACCUUUGACACUCUGUCCAACCUUCACAAGCUGCUUCCAAAUCAUCUGUUGGAGAUGUUUCAUUAUUACAGGAAUGAAGAGGACAAAAAGAAAUGUGAGAAUUCUGAACUCUCUGGUUUAGAAAGGAUCUUAGCAAGACAUGAGUUUCCAAAAGAGGUUUGUAUGACCCCAAAACCAAGCAAAAUGCCCCUAUGGAAAAGAAAGACCAUGAAUAGUGUAAAUUACGGAUGGAAACAUUGCCACUUGUGGAGUAAAAGCAGAGAUGAACCUCCAGUGUCAACUAUAGUUGUCAGAUGGCUGAAAAAGAACAUGCAACCCACAGAAGAUCUUCAGUCCAUAAUCCAAAAGCUGUCAGUGUUUGGGCCAAUUCAGUCAGUCACCCGUUCUGGACGACAAAGUGCUGUCGUGGUGUUUAAAGAUGCGACUUCAGCUUGUAAUGCUAUAAAUGCUUUUCAAGGCAGGAUCCCAGGCACAAUGUUUCAGUGUUCCUGGCAGCACAUGUUCAUGUCAAAAGAUAAAGACUUUUCAAAAUACACUAAGAAGGUACAGCCUAAGGAACAUAAUGAGAAAACUUGGAAACUGUGUUAACUACAUAGACCUAAGGAGCUACAAAUAAGUACAUGUAAAACUGACACUAAAUGGGAAAACUUCCCCAAAUAGAAAUUAAUUAAGAAGUCCAAGAAAAUGUCUUACCUGUUAAAACAGUUAAAACCGAG
Molecule: messenger RNA, 963 nt
Organism: Erinaceus europaeus (western European hedgehog)
Lineage: Eukaryota; Metazoa; Chordata; Mammalia; Eulipotyphla; Erinaceidae
Product: testis expressed protein 56
Exons: 6
Coding region: 146-835 (229 amino acids)
Molecular function (GO): nucleic acid binding
Source: RefSeq, a predicted model, not a curated record